Penicillium angulare is the source of this 891-nucleotide messenger RNA. RefSeq names its product putative formin binding protein. The record is from RefSeq and is a predicted model, not a curated record. The transcript is spliced from 2 exons. Gene Ontology annotation, cellular component: precatalytic spliceosome. Gene Ontology annotation, biological process: mRNA splicing, via spliceosome. Lineage: Eukaryota; Fungi; Ascomycota; Eurotiomycetes; Eurotiales; Aspergillaceae. Bases 1 to 891 code for a protein of 296 amino acids. Gene Ontology annotation, molecular function: RNA binding; zinc ion binding.
AUGGCCGAACAUUGGAAAUCAACACCACGUUACUGGUGCAAACAAUGCAAGAUCUUCAUUCGCGACACACCCUUCGAAAAGACUCAACAUGAAGCAAGCCCCAAACACCAAGGCAGCCUGAAGCGCUUUCUGCGUGACAUCCACAAAAACAAUGAAAUUCAACAACGAGACUCACAACGCGCCAAAAGCGAGGUAGAGCGUUUGCGACAGGCCGUUUCGGGCGGGGCCUCCGAUUCGAAGGACACCAAAGCUGCCUCAUCUGCGCCAGCCGCGAAACGUACCGCUGCCCCGGCAGAAAGACCCGUCGGUGUGGAGGAGAGGAAGAAACAGAUGGCGCAGCUUGCUGAAAUGGGAAUCGCCAUUCCCGACGAAUACCGUGGAGAUCUGUCAUUAGCAGGACAAUGGCAGACGCUUUCUGAGUCCAGCCUGGAUCCGGAGGCAGCAGCGGCUGCCAAAUCGGUUGGUGUGCGCAAGCGCAAGCUUGAUGGCGACGAGGAUGAAGAGGGCGAGGCGAUUCCAGAGCAAUAUGUUAGCAAAGGGUGGGGAUCAAGGAUGAAGAUAUACCCUGGUGCACAGGAUGAUGUCGAUGAAGAUCUGGAUGCUUUACUUGCGUCUACGAAGGAUUUGAAGAAGGUGAAAAUGGAUACACCGACAGUGGACUCUGGGGAGGUGAAAUCGGAGUUUGAACUGCCCCCCAAACAGGAGGAUACAACUGGUGAUGCCAAUACCAAACCUACUGUAGCCACGGCUUCGGAGGGGGAUCAAUCGACUACGGCCAAGACGGAGGAACUGGAUCUCUCUAGUAUUCCGCUCGCCAACGAUGAUCCCGAAAGCGAAGAAGCCCCUGGUGUUGUUUUCAAGAAGCGCAAGCCCAAGGUCAUUAGGAAGUGA